Drosophila persimilis is the source of this 755-nucleotide messenger RNA. RefSeq lists its product as uncharacterized. Bases 326 to 616 code for a protein of 96 amino acids. The record is from RefSeq and is a predicted model, not a curated record. The transcript has 3 exons. NCBI's taxonomy places the organism in Eukaryota, Metazoa, Arthropoda, Insecta, Diptera, Drosophilidae.
UCUCAUUGUUCUGGCAUUUGAAAGGCGUUUUAUUUCAUUCGUAAAUAAGUUAUGAUGCUGCCUCGCAUUGUUCGUCAAAGCAAGCCACCAAUGACCAAUGCGGGGUAGUAUCCACUAUACACUAAUAAUGGCAAUGAUAAUGCCACCUCUCAAGUAUCUUACUUAUUUGUAGCUGUCUCUGGUUAUGUUCUUUGCCGGUUUUAUUACUCUACUUUCGAGCGAUGCGACAGGGUUCUGACCGCUAUAUAAGAUCUCGGUAUCUGCCAAAAAAAUCAACACAAAUCAUCCACCAACCAGCAACCACCAAUCAGCCAAACAUCUCAACAUGAAGUUCUUCAUUGCUUGCCUCCUGUUCGCCGCCUGCCUGGCCCUGUCCCAGAGCAGUGUCAUCCAUGGAGCUGCUUACGCCCCAGUGGCUACCGUGCCACUGGUUCGCACCGUCCCGGUGGUGCGCACCAUACCGGUCGUCCGUCAUGUUCCAGUGGUGCGUACAGUGCCCGUUGUCCGUCAUGUGCCCGUGUACGAGAACGUGGCCGUUCCUUCCGUCGUCCGUGUAGGGCACGCCGCCGUCUACGAUGCUCCCCUGGCCUACGGUGGCUGGCUGAAACAGAAAUAAGUGCAGUGCCACCCGCUUCUACUCGACCGCUAACUAAACUUAACCGACUUGUCUUUUUUUGUCUAUUAAUAAAUUAUAAGACAUCGAAAAAUUGUAUGAUAUGAUAUCAACGAAAUUAAAUGGGCUUCUAGUCAUCAAA